AUGGCCUCUAAUCGCCAGUAUGCGCCGAUGCAGCGGAAGGCGCCACCGCAGAUGCCGCCGCAACGCGCCGAAGCGCCGGUGCCGGAACGUGGCCUUGGCCUGGCGGUGGCGCAUCUGCGAGUGGUUUUGGAGGAGGGUCGCCGAGGUGGAUGGCCGGCCUGGUCCGCCCUGGCCGCCGAGCUGACGAUGGAGGACAGGACGGCGCUCGCCGAGCUGGUCGCCGCCCUCACCAUCGUUCCCCCUGGGGUGGCGCCGAGUCAAGAGGCGGUGGCAGCACACAUGGGACGCCUCUUCCCCGCCGUCGCGGCCCAGGCGGGUGGUCCAACGACGAGCACGCCGGCCCCGACUUCAAGCACUCCCGGGACGCCGACCAUGACACGAUCAGCUUCUACGCCGGUCUUCCCUGGAGCAUCGCCGGCUACAUGGGCGGGGCAGGUGAAUUGGAACCCGCCGGCUUCCCUAUCCACUUCGCCGGCUGAAGGAGUAUCGGCCAGCGUGUUCCUCGACGCCCCCGCGCCGGACCGCACAGGGGCGGCCUUCUUGGCCACAGGCGCGCCGGAUACAGCUUGGGCACGCCAGCCGUCUGGUUUGACCGCCGAGACCAUUCGCCGCAACCUGGCGAGGAUGGAGGCCGAGUCGGCGGCCGCCUCAGGAGCUCAGACGCCGGGUGUGGUGAUAGAGAUCGACGCUGAUGGGCGGCGUCGCCGGGUGCCGCCGCGUGGAGCAGCGGAGCGCCCAUCGAGGCCGACAUCGCCGCCGAGGAGCCGGACGACGCAGCAGCAGCCUUACACGCCGAUGUCUGUGUCGGCGGCCACCCAGGCCACCGACGAGGUCCUGAACGACGCCGCGAUCAGACUGGCGAUGUCCAACCGCAACAACGCCGGGUCCGACGUCGACAUGAUGGACACAUCUGACCAGCAGGCGCCGGUGGCGACGGGCCGCCGGUCUAUCUUCCCCCCCAUCGUCGCCGACAAUGCCGAGCACAGGGGCCGAGCACAUCGCCGACAUGGAGAAAGACCAGCCGCGGCGGGUGACCCGGCACCGCCGGUGCCGAUCCCGGACAUGGCGCCGUUGGAGGCGAGACCGGUGCCGUGGACCCCAGCUCAGCCGACGACUUCGCCGUUGUCAUCGGUGCCUUCUACCCCGGGAACCUUCCCGCCGGUGCCCCCUCUGACGCCGUUGACACAGAGCAGGGCGCCGUCGCCACCACCGCCAGAGAGGACUACUCCGAGACGCCGCUCCAAGGACGCCAGGGGCAGCUCCCAGACGCCGCGAGGUGCAUCGCCUUCGCCGGGGCCGACCCGCCGCUCUGGGACGGUCGGUCUGCGGUCGAAGCUCAGCAACGCCGAGAUCGGCGAAAUCCAAAGGAAUCUUCCUGAGGAUUAUCGCCGAUACAAAGACCGGAUGCAUGCCCGCGGGGCGGCCGCCGAAGACGCCGCGCCGCAGUCUGUGCGCCACCUGGCCAAGCCGACGAUCGAGGAUGUGAUCUCGACGGAAGAAGCGGCGGACGCCGGGGAUGCCGCAUCAGUGCCGAAGGUCCCGCCGUUGGAUGCGCCGACCUUCUGUGCGUAUUGGUUCUCCCGCCGCCUGCCAGAAGGCUUUCUCGGCGCUCGCAUACCCUGGGAGACCCAGGGGCAUCGCCGCAGGGUGGCGGGAUGGUGUGCACAUCCCUGCACCUGCCCGGGGUGCCCAUACGUCGCCGAGUGCCGGGAGCUCACAUCCGCCGGUCGCGGCCGCUGCCUCAGGCCCAUCAUUAUUGGGAACGGCGCCGAUCACUUUGACCAUAACUGCGUGGGGCGACGCCGCCGGAUAGUGGGCGGCGCUUUGGCGGCAGGGCCUUGGGCUAGGCAGUCUUCCAGAGUCGGUCGCCGGACGGCGCAAAAGAAAGGGCAGUCUGCAGCCUUGCCGGUCGAACCCCGCCGACGACGACGCACCAUCAACAGCAUGGCCUUGGUACCGACGACGACGCCGGGGCACGGAACCGUCAGUGAGUUCCUCAAGCUGGUCGCCGAGGCCGGCGGCACAGCCCACUUGGCGACCUUCGCCCGACUUGGCGUUGUGAACACGCCGGCGGUUCGGGAAUCCUUCCCGGUACUGCUGGACCACGGCGUGCCGGAGGCGGUACUGGUGGCGAUCCUGGCCCCAGUCCCGCCGGCGACGCCGACGGCACUGGUCAGCCAGACCAGGACCGAUGUUCCCGAGCGCCGGUCGACGGCCCGGGCGUCGAUGACUGCGGCACUUGAGGCCAUGGAGCCCAGUCGCCGCGCCGACACCCUGGCGGCGAUCGACUCGAACCUGCUGGCUCAGUCCACUCGCCGGGCCAUGGAAUCUCGCGUGAAGAUGCUGACGGCGCUCGCCGACCGCGGCAACUUCCCGCUCUUCCCCCUCGACGCCCAGAAGUUGCAGCUGAUCGCCGGUGCCUUGAG
Molecule: messenger RNA, 2426 nt
Organism: Symbiodinium necroappetens
Lineage: Eukaryota; Dinophyceae; Suessiales; Symbiodiniaceae
Source: the annotation of a GenBank genome assembly